Dreissena polymorpha is the source of this 1386-nucleotide messenger RNA. Its product is annotated as eukaryotic translation initiation factor 4 gamma 1-like. The coding region runs from base 1 to 1386 and encodes 461 amino acids. The record is from RefSeq and is a predicted model, not a curated record. Gene Ontology annotation, cellular component: eukaryotic translation initiation factor 4F complex. The transcript is spliced from 4 exons. Gene Ontology annotation, molecular function: mRNA binding; translation initiation factor activity; protein binding. NCBI's taxonomy places the organism in Eukaryota, Metazoa, Mollusca, Bivalvia, Myida, Dreissenidae.
AUGAUUGCAAUCCUGGACGAGAUGGAAAAGAUCUUCAUGAUCGAGCUUGCUGAUAAGAUGACCAGUCUUAACGCUUCUCUCCAGACGGAUUUGGUUAACAGCAGCAUGCUUCAGAAUGAACUGAAACGACUCAGCGAGGCAAUACACGAUACUGUUCAAAGUGCUGAUAAGGGCAAAGCCGAACUGGCAUAUAUUGCAAGCAAAAAAGGUGCGGUACUGAUACAGAAGUCUGAGACAUAUCUAAAGGAGAAAUAUGUUGAAGUUAAGCGUAUAUUACCAUUCCAGGCUAACACUGAUGUUCAACAGUACUUAUCUAAGUUGUCAGGACUGGCGAGGAUUCGUAAAAGUGCCGCCACCACCAAGCCAAAAGUCCUGCCCGACGUUGUGCUCCACAAAGCCGAGAACGCGUGGAAACCUGGCCACCUUAAGCCUAGGAAAGACGCUGAUGUUGAUGAAGCAACAGAAUUGUACAAGAAGACACGCAGUAUUCUCAAUAAGCUCACACCCCAGACGUUCCAGGUCCUGAUUUCCAAGAUGAAACAGAAUGCUCUCAAGAUAGACACAGAGUCUAAACUCCAAGGCGUUAUUGACAUAGUGUUUGAAAAGGCCAUUAGUGAAUCAAAUUACAGUUCAGAUUCAAAUCCGAAUGAAAAGGUGAACUUUCGAGCCGUGUUGUUAUCGCGGUGUCAGCGAGAAUUUGAAAACGAUAAAUCAUCUGAGGCUGGAUGUGUCAACAACCUGGUCCACGUUGCAAAGUGUGAUAAUUCCACUAAAAAGGUUGAACUCAAACAGACACUUGAGCCUAAUGAGUCAAAAGCCAAAAAUAAAUCACUGGGAAAUGUAAGGUUCGUGGGUGAGCUGUUCAAGGUGAAGAUGCUUACAGAAAACAUAAUGCACGACUGCUUGGUACAACUGUUUCGUAGCAAGAACCUAGAGUGCUUCUGUAUGCUGCUCUCCACCAUAGGCAAGGAGUUAGACAGUGACAGAAGCCGGCCGCGGAUGAAUCAGUACUUCGAACUGAUGGCUAAGAUUGUCAAUGACAAGAAGAAACCCGCAAAAGUACGAUUUAUGUUACAGGAUGUUAUUGAUCUCCGAAAAAAGAACUGGAUAAAACGGCGCAUUGCCAACAACUCGCCAUCACAACAAAGAGACAGGUUCGUGUGCGGUAUCAAAGACGAAGCAAUCCAAAAGAAGCUGUUGUCAAUAGAAGAAUUGACACUCAACAGAGCAAUUGACAUCUCCAUAGCGAUGGAAACCGCAACAAGGGACGCCGCUGAGUUGCAAACAUCAAACGCCGGAAGCAACGUCAACCGCGUAAAGAAGACUGCAACCAGACCGCCGAAGAACAAGAAAUACACGCACAAAUCACGUUCCAGGUCGACGUGA